CGGCGAGGCGGAGACAAAGAUAUCUGGCAACAAGGAAAAGAAGGAGAACACUAACAAGGGAAUAACAAGAGAAGAAAGGAGUGACAGAGGCCCAGGAACAUUUGUCAAUUUCCUCUUGCAGCUCACUGAAUGUUUCAGCCAUGAGCCUGAGUUUGACCUUUGCCUUGUUUCUUCUCCCGAAUCUUCACUCUUGUACUACUAUGGGAGGCAGAGCUCAGUGCAAACAGAGACAAGCUGAGGAAAGCCUGAGACCAUAUAUUGGCAGAGUAGAGCCAGAAAAGCUUUGUGAGCUGCUGAAAUGCCACAGUCCAGUGGGAUCUUGGUGCCAGGUAGUUCAGGACAAUGGAGUCCUUGUCCCCAAGUGUGUUUGUCCUCAGUCCUGUCGACGGCAGAGGGCACCAGUGUGCAGUGUUCUGGGAAAGACCUACGGAAACGAGUGUUUGCUGCAUAAAGCAGCCUGCAGGAAGAGACGCAGCACUGGACUGGCUCACACGGGACCCUGUCUGGUCCCAAAGGCCAAAUGCACUGAGGAGGAGUUAAGCCAGUUUCCAUAUCGCCUCCUGGACUGGUUUCUGCUCCUGAGUCGGAUGGGGAAGUCCUACACACCUGCGGCCCCGUCCCAGAACUGCCUCAGCCACGCCCAGAGAACACAACUAGCACAGCAAAGAUUUACCGAACUGGAUAAGAACAGCGAUGGGAAGUUGAGCCGCAGAGACCUGAGGAAGCUGCGUUACAAGAGGAUGCCUGUGGAGCACUGUGCUUCAGCGUUCUUUCAGUCAGUCCCAUCUUAGCGAACGCUA
Messenger RNA from Cyclopterus lumpus (lumpfish), 800 nucleotides. Its product is annotated as agrin. Gene Ontology annotation, molecular function: extracellular matrix binding; collagen binding; protein binding. The transcript is spliced from 7 exons. Gene Ontology annotation, biological process: anatomical structure development. The record is from RefSeq and is a predicted model, not a curated record. The coding region runs from base 141 to 791 and encodes 216 amino acids. NCBI's taxonomy places the organism in Eukaryota, Metazoa, Chordata, Actinopteri, Perciformes, Cyclopteridae.